AGCUCCAGGGAGCCAGAGAGACAGGAGAAGCCAGAGGAGAUCUACAAACACAGCAGGAAGCCAGGCACACGCUCCCCCUUUCUGAUCACCGUUCAAAAGAGAGAACACAGGAAGUAAAAAGAUGAAAGGCACCCAUUCUUUCGUUGGUCUUCUGCUCUUGAUCAUCGUACAGAACAGCUGGCAGAUACCACAGGAGGACACAGAGGACAAUUCCAGCUUAUUGAUAGAGGACUCUAUGUUCAGCGAGCCAAGGGAGCUUUCAAACAUGAAGAGGCAUUCAGAGGGAACAUUCUCUAAUGAUUACAGUAAAUAUCUUGAGUCAAGACGAGCACAAGACUUUGUUCAGUGGCUGAUGAACUCCAAGAGAAGUGGUGGCCCCAUCAAACGCCAUGCGGAGGGUACCUACACUAGCGACGUGAGUUCCUACCUACAGGACCAGGCAGCCAAGGAGUUUGUGUCCUGGUUGAAAAACGGCAGAGGCAGACGAGAAUAGGGCUGCUCUACUCAGACACAGUCCUUGGGUCUCACCACCUUCCAAUCUAGAGAGAAUGCAACUCGUCCAGAAUCACCCCGUUGUUCCAUUUCAUGAUUUUGUCUCGUCCAUCCUCUGUUCAUGCUAAUAAAUCCCCUAACCAGAAAUAAAUGUCGCGUGUCAAUUUAUCGUGUUGUUUGGUCAGCAGACAAAAUUCUGACAAUAAGGCAUUAUCUCCAUUCUUAACUGACAUCAGAGGCAACAUUAUUUAGUUGAUAA
Messenger RNA from Esox lucius (northern pike), 751 nucleotides. RefSeq names its product glucagon b (gene gcgb). Gene Ontology annotation, biological process: response to starvation. Lineage: Eukaryota; Metazoa; Chordata; Actinopteri; Esociformes; Esocidae. Gene Ontology annotation, molecular function: glucagon receptor binding; hormone activity. Gene Ontology annotation, cellular component: extracellular region. The record is from RefSeq and is a predicted model, not a curated record. The coding region runs from base 122 to 493 and encodes 123 amino acids. The transcript is spliced from 4 exons.